Messenger RNA from Maniola jurtina (meadow brown), 6076 nucleotides. Its product is annotated as OTU domain-containing protein 7B-like. Gene Ontology annotation, cellular component: nucleus; cytoplasm. Gene Ontology annotation, molecular function: cysteine-type deubiquitinase activity; zinc ion binding; DNA binding. Lineage: Eukaryota; Metazoa; Arthropoda; Insecta; Lepidoptera; Nymphalidae. The transcript has 11 exons. Gene Ontology annotation, biological process: protein K63-linked deubiquitination; protein K11-linked deubiquitination; protein K48-linked deubiquitination. The record is from RefSeq and is a predicted model, not a curated record. Bases 217 to 1980 code for a protein of 587 amino acids.
ACAUUUCACAAACUUCCUUAUAACAUUUAGUCUAUGGUUUUUCACAAGUGCUUCGCUGUGUGGAAAGUGGUCUAUUUGUAAAUAUUGUUAAAUUGUAAAUAAAACAAGUGAUUUGCAUUAUUUACAACAAGUGUACCGUUUUUAAAGUGUGUUAAGGUGUUUUAUGGAUAAUAAGUCACUGAAACGGAGCAUUCAAGCCCUCAAAGGGCUAUAGCCAUGGUGAUGGAAGCUAAUCCUAUUACUGAAAAUCGGACAGAUGAUCGAGUUCACAGCACGUCGUUACGACCGAGGGCGGGCGGCGAUAUAAUUCAGGAUCGUUCAGUGGGAACCCUGGAUUUAAACAUGUCAUAUUCCGCGCCUUCCAAUUUAGUCCUCACACCAGCACCUGAAUGUCGAAAACUGUCAAGAGGGAUAUCCCGGGCGACGGACAACGAAGGCCUGGUGUGGGCGCUUCGCAGUAACACAGAGCCGGAACCCAACACCCUCUCAUCAGAUCACAUACUCCUACUGCCGGAUAUCUCAGUUUAUCCGCCAGACUUUAGGAUAUUCCUCGAAAAAGAUCUCCUCGAAACAGCCACAUUAGUAACCCUAGAAUCAGCUGGAAUACUAAACUGGUGGCGUCAAGGUCGCGUGCCAGGAGCGCCUCGUCUCCUUCCCCUGGCGACCUCUGGCGACGGCAACUGCCUGCCUCACGCGGCGUCGCUGGCCGCGUAUGGCUUCCAUGAUAGACUGCUGGCUUUGAGGACGAAGGUGCAAGCGCUGCUGUCUGGAGAAGAAGGUGACGUGCUCACAAAAGCAAUAAAACGCCGAUGGCGUUGGUCAGAGAGCCUCUCGCUCAAAUCAGCCGGUCUGACCCCAUCGGAGUCAGAGUGGGAGCGGGAAUGGCACGACGCCGUCAGAGCGGCGUCGGCGGAGCCUCGGCCGCGGCCGGCCCCGAGCGCGGCGCCGCACUACGCGGGGCUCGAACAGUUGCACGUGUUUGCGCUGGCGCAUGUCAUGAGGCGACCCGUCAUCGUGUUCGCUGAUGUAGCCUUGAGGGAUUUUCGCGGUGACCCCAUAGCACCAAUCCCAUUCGGUGGGAUCUACCUACCUCUCGAGCUUGAACCUGAAGUGUGCAGCAAAGCGCCUAUCCUACUAGCUUACGAUGCUGGACAUUUCUCAGCCUUAGUGCCUUGCGAACCUCUGCCCACUGAUGGAGCUAGAGUACCCUUAGAAGACCAGGCUGGGAAUCCUAUGCCUAUACGGUUCAACGUCGACCCCGGACAAGAAUUCAAAUGGGAGGUCGAACCGGACCAAAAAACGAUAAACAACCUCCUACCGGACGAAUACCAACGCUCUUCCAUGCUAGCCGCUUACCUCGACCUUGAACGAGUCGAAUGCUUAUCCCAAAGUCCUCCGCCUGAAGAAUUGAGGAGGUCCCUUGACGCACUAUCUACUAAGAGUUCAAAACAACUCAAUUCCGUGGCAAAACAAUUUGGAAGUAUCGGCAGGUCGAUGAGUAGCAAGUUAAAGAAGAACUUCGGCUCAAUAACCAAGCUGGGCAAGAGCGGCAGCCAGAGCAACCCCGAGGAGGGCUUGUCGCGGCGGCAGUCGACGUGCGAGGUGCUGUGCUGCAGAGUGCUGGCGGCCAGGGCGCCCGUGCAGGAGGAGAUGGUCAAGAACUACCUCAACGAGGCGUGGUGCGGUUACACAGCAGAAAAGAACCGCAAAGAACAAAACCAGUCCGUACCAUCCCAACCAAGAUACGGUACGGGGCGGUCCCAGUUCUACGCCGAAGCGGACCGAGCGGCGCACGAGGUCGCCCGAACAUUAACCACGAGGUCCGUGAAACCCGCACAGGAUCGAACCUUGUACCUUUCCAAGUCUACCUUCUACGAUGACCGCCCGCCGUCCCCUAAGCCCUGCCGAGCUCCCUUGUGUAUGUACUACGGGAGUCCGGCGAAUAACGAUUACUGUUCACGAUGCGCGAAACUCCAGUGAUGUGCUUCCAUUUUUGUAUUAGGAAUCGUUAGGCUUAUUAUUUUAGAUUAUUUUUUGUUUGUGAUAGUUUUGAUAUAAAAUAAAAUCACUAUACAGGGUGUAAUUAGAACGUUAGCUAAAACGAAGACAGGUUAUAGUACUGAUGAUUACUGAUAAGCGAUACUUUAAAAAAUCCGCGAAAAAAGCUGUAUUUUUAACAUCGAUCUGACUGACGCUAGAGGUUAACAAACGUUGCGUAGAUAGAUACCGUAAGGUCAGUGCCGCGUUGUAGGCGGGCAUUGACCCCGAGUUUUGCACGCUAUACUAAAUACUAUAAUUACAAGUAUAAAGCAAUAGUUAUUGGUAUUAGAUUGAGUUUAGGUAGAGUAAUAGUAGCACUAAGUUUUCGCUAGCGUUCUAUUGUAAUAACAUCCUGUAUACGUGUUGUUGUCUUUUAUAAAAAACGGUAGUGUCGGGUAAUGUCCGGCAAAAGUGAAGCUUCCACGUAUUUUUUGGGUGAAAGUAAUUUUCGAUGGUUAAUAUUGUAUUUAUAUUAAAGCCUUGUUUCAUAACCCGCCUAAUAAACUUUCUGACGAAUGUCAGCUUCCCAGUGUUAAAACGUCUUUAUUCGUCAAAUAAAGUUUAUUUGCCGCUUGUGCAAAAGCUUGAUUAUAGGUUUUUAAAAAUGUUACUAGAAUUAUUUUCCGGUAUAAAAAGUUUGUAGUCCAAAAUAUUAUCAAUUGAUCAAAGAAAUUAAGGAGUUUCCAAUCUUGAUAUACCAGAAUUUUUUUUUUAAAAUCAAAACUGUCACAUACGAAAUCACAACAUAUUUUUUCAGUCUUAAAGUAAGAUAAGAAUACUCCCCAACUAAAACAAAGUAGUUACAAUAAUACAAAGUAUCUAAUCAUUGUAUGUAAUUUUAAUUAUUGUUACAUAAUAAUAAUUAUAUAUUUUUGUAACAGAUUAUACAGAAAUUCUUUUUCUUAUAAUCUUAACACCAAAAUGUUCUGAAGGUUCCAAUUUAUACCUUUUCUUUAGAAUUAUACUUGUAAAGCUAACCAAAUAUCAUAACAAUAUUUUAUGACACUAGUGUGCUAAUCAAGAGGAAAGUUGUAAACCCGAGUUGUAGACGAGGGUUUUGAUAGCACCAAGAAAUUAUUUAAAUGCACACACGAUUUAACUUAAAGUUUAGUAGGUUAUAAAACUAAUUGGUAAUUAACAGUCAGAUUUAAAUAAUGAUUACUAGUUAAAUAUUUCUAACAAAAGCUAUAAAUUGAACCUUGAAAGUUAAAACUAAAACCUCCAAUUGAAUGAAUCCUGAGAAUUUAUGAUAUUAUUGUUAACUAGAUACAGGUUAUUUUUAAUAUAUGACCGUAUUAUUAGGAUGUUAAGAGUUACUUAAUAAUAUAGGUAUAGCUACUUAAAAGUAUUAUUAAAUACGAACUUAAACAUUUUUGUUAACUUGAACGUUACAUUGUAAAUGUUUAACAUUGUUAUUUUUUAUGUUCAUUUGUCAAUAAUAUGUUCAUACAGUUGCCUUCAGGUAAAAAUAAUUCUGUGUGGUUAAUACUAGAUUUUACAUUUCACGUUGUUGAAAUUUCGAGCGUCCAAACCUAACGUCGCAGUAAAAUGAACCUAAAGAUCCUUGAUUUAAAGUUAAAAAUUCACCUCAAGUUCUUGUGAAUUUAAAAUAAUUAAGGUCCAUUUUGAUUUGAAGCAAAAUUGUUUCCACUCACGAAUUCUAUCAACGUCGUGUUGGUGAGAUGUAAAACAUAUACCCUUAAAUAUUAGGUGAUAUAUAAUACAUUAUUAAAAAAAAUGAGCCCUUGAGUCCCAAUAUUGUGUAUUUAGGCAUACUAUUAUUAUCAAUAUAAGGGUCUGCGCAAACGAACCACAGCUACACCCUGUAAAACAAGCCGUCAUAAUUUAUUCAAUACCUACUGUAAUAUUGACGAGUGGCCCGUUUGCGUUGAGCCUAAGCACUUAAAAUACGGCACGUCUUCGAGAGUAAUAUUAUCGUAUUUGUGAAUUUUACUGUACUGUAUUAGAUUAGCCAAGUAAGCCAAGUGGCCGAGCUUCGUAACGGAAUUAUAAUUAGGAAUUAAUUAGCUACGAUAAAAAUAAAGGGUACUUAAACUAAAUUAAUAAGGUUAAAUGUAAACAACACCAGAAAAUACCUGUGUUCAAAAUUUUGUACACGGUGCUAUGGGGCGACAUUUUAAAUUAGUAUUCAAACUGCUGGGGUGGAGUAUAGGUUUGCAUCAAACUUAAAAACUACUUGAAUUGAUGACUGGUUGAGAUAUAAUAUGGUGGUCGCACACAUGAACCUAUAGUACAAGGAUUGCUUACUCAUAAUACCUACUUGAAGCAAAACCGACUUAUUGCUAUCCCACUUCAACUGCCGAGCGAGAGCGAAAGAUCGCACUCUACUGGGGUCCGAUUUCUCGCUCUAAUUUGCUAGUCAAAGUGGGAUAGCAAUAAGUAUGAAGAAAAUUCCUAAUAAUUACCUAAGUAGAAGUAGAAGUAAAUGGAGAGAGAGUUCACUUCCAGUACUAGUAUAUAUUGGAAGUGAAUUCACUUCCAACUUAAUAGUAUUGGAAGUGAAUGGAGAAUUCACUUCCAUUCCAAUAGUAUUGGAAGUGAACUCUCUAUGACUUCUACUUCAUGGCCGCACAUUACUUAAGCGCCGUUUGGGCCGCUAAAGCCGUACGCGCCUAACUCAAUGAUUUUUUUCAGUAAUGAAAAAGUUGCAUUGAAGGUUUUGAAAAGAGACUAUUUUUGUACCCAAAAAUUAUCAUUUAAUAAGCUUUAAAAUUAUUAAUUAUUGAUUUUAUUUAGCAUAAUAAUACUACAUUGUUUUUUCAUUAUAUUUACUCUUAUAACCAUAUUGUGGCUAAUUCUCUUGUAUGGCUGUUUUCUAUCCCUUUCUGCAGAGAAAAUUAUGAAAAGGGUAGCAAUAUAUUAUUUAAAGUAGCUUCUGUCAUCUGUCAUUUCAAAUUAGUUAACAGAUUUUGUACAACAGAAUUAAUUAACCAUAAUACGAUUAUUUACGAAAAUUACCUAACAUGUCCUAAAAGUAAUGUCCUGCACAUUGAUUAAACAAAAGGAAAUAUAUACCCCCGAAAAAAUAUGAUUCCGUUUAAUUUGUUGAUUUGUCCUCCUAUAACUUUACAAACUGUUAUUUAAUGAUUGCAUUACUAAAGUAAAAUUAUUCUUAGUUUCCCACUAGCGAAUGCCCGCGACAUUAUCCGCGUGGAUUUAGGUUUUUUAAAAUCCUAUGGGAACUGGGAACUCUUUGAUUUUUCGUGAUAAAAAGUAGCCUGUAUCACUACUUUCCAGGUAUUUAACUAUAUCCUACAUGGAUGACUUGAACACCUGGAAAAACGAGUUAUAAAAAUUUAUUUUCUGUUCUCCUUUGAGAAUUUGGAAACCUAACAAAUCUAUUCAUUAGAAUAGUGAAUAAAAUUUUGCAAUCAUUAAUUAAUUUUUGUGCUUAUCUUAUAUCAAAAGAGUUUGAGUCCGUCCCUAGUCCCUACAUAAUUAAAAAAAUCUUAUGUUCAAAAUAUUUUGAUUUUCUAGUCCCGUAUAUUUAGAUUUUUAGUGUUUAGACUAAAGGAAAAGAUAGAUGGUAAAUGGGAUUUGGAAUAUGAAGCCAAGACUCCGAGAGAAAGCAAUUUCAGUAAUAAAAGCUGAUUAUGUAGCUGUAAUUCUUAUGUCGUUUGUAUUCAAUUGGCGUAACAUUUGUUCCCAAGUUCUCUAUCUUUUUUUUUAGUCUCUAAAUUUAGUGUUAAAAGUAAGUCGAAUUGUUUAAUUUUAUUAAUUAAUCAUACAUAAAAAGUUAACUUUUCCCACCAUUUUUUAAUUUAAGUUGCGUUAUCAUAUAACCCAUAACUACUUACUAAUUUUAUAAUUUUUAUUAGCUUUAAAGAUCUGUGAAAUGAAUGCUGAAGUGAGACUACAUGACAUAAGAUUAACUCCUGUUAUUACUGAUAAUACCUACUUAAAAGAUUAUUUAAAAAUGUUAAACAGAUGGUACUGUUAUAUUUUUCAUAAUAUCUUACUGUUAAGGAGAGCAUAUCAUGUUUUGUAGAAAUAUAAAUGGUUAUGCGAUUGAGAA